Molecule: messenger RNA, 933 nt
Organism: Salvelinus namaycush (lake trout)
Lineage: Eukaryota; Metazoa; Chordata; Actinopteri; Salmoniformes; Salmonidae
Exons: 4
Coding region: 1-933 (310 amino acids)
Molecular function (GO): oxidoreductase activity
Source: RefSeq, a predicted model, not a curated record
AUGCUCUUGUCGUACCGCGGCAGGACCCAAGCGGUGAUAGGAGCGGGCCAUGCGGUACUGAUAACGGGCUGUGACAGCGGAUUCGGUCAUCAUCUGGCCCGCAGGCUGGAUGCUCAGGGGUUUGUGGUCUUCGCCGGUUGUCUGUUUCCCAACGGAGAUGGUGCCCAAACUCUGCACAGAGAGAGCUCCAGCAACAUGAACAUUCUCAAGCUAGACGUCACUAAAGAUGAAGAUGUGACACAGGCAAGGACUGUGGUCCAAUCUAACUUGCCAGAGAAAGGGCUUUGGGCAGUUGUGAACAAUGCUGGCAUCUCAGACUGGUCAGAGACAGAGUGGAACUCCAUUGAUGAUUAUCGCAAUAUAGCUGAGGUCAACUUAUUUGGCAGCAUCAGGACCUCCCUAGCUUUCCUCCCAUUGGUCCGUGCCUCAAAAGGACGGAUGGUGUACGUCUCAAGCAUCUUUGCCUUCUUCAACUGUCUGACCAUGGGAGCCUACAGUAUGUCCAAGAGAGGACUGGAGGCGUUUGCAGACUGCCUACGGGUAGAGAUGGCCGGUUUUGGAGUAAAGGUGAGCAUCAUCCAGCCAGGUAACUUUGGUCCUGCUACCAGCAUCCUGAAGAGGAGAACAGGGACAGAAAUCUGGGAGAAACUGGACGAGGAGCGUCAACAGAUGUUCAACAGACAGUAUGUGGACCUGGCUAAUAACUACCACAUGUCUACAUGUAUGACUGGCAACCAGGACAGCAGCCUGGUCAUAGACGCUAUGGUGGACGCCCUCACAGCGUACAGACCUAAACGCAGAUAUCUGUUGGUCUCUAAGCUGGAUAUGUUCUUCUUCUAUGCCUUUCCCUAUCUGCCGACACGCGUCACUGAUGCAGUUUUCUACCUCAGUCCCAUGUACAACAAAAGAAAAGCAAUGCUUUAUUCCAAAUAG